Molecule: messenger RNA, 1464 nt
Organism: Aspergillus versicolor CBS 583.65
Lineage: Eukaryota; Fungi; Ascomycota; Eurotiomycetes; Eurotiales; Aspergillaceae
Product: putative short-chain dehydrogenase/reductase family protein
Exons: 3
Coding region: 449-1441 (330 amino acids)
Source: RefSeq, a predicted model, not a curated record
AGUGAGGCCGAGGGCAAGCAAGUGUGAAUGUGGACCCACUUGUGACAGUUGCGAUCGACAGCCAGGCCCCGCCAUUCCCGAUUCGGAAACCACUCUCUGAUUGGUCGGAGAAUAUACUGAAAGAACUGGCUCAAUGAAGAAUUCCCAUCACAACUGCUCAACAGGCAGGUGCAAACUUCGGGGUUAACGGGGGCGUUGGAGAUUGGCUAUUUAGAGUCCGUAAACGCCGAUUUGAGUUGCGUGGCUGCUGGUGAGGAGAUGGAAUUAUAAAUAUGAGCUUUGGUUGCUUGCUUCAUUGGUAUCCGGUAGGUUUCUUUGUUCUCUGCCUUAAAGUGUAUUCCAAAGUCAGAAACUCAACACGACCUCGACUUCACUCAAAUUUAUCGUCCCGCUUCAUUGCAUUCUCUUCUACUCUCCGCAUCAGCUACUGCUAGCAAGCAAAUCAAAAAUGUCUGACGAAGUCGCAACCCAGCCUCAUAACCUCCCCCUACUCGCAACAGAGAAGAACACUGCAGGGAAAACAUACAUCGUCACAGGUGCCAACACCGGUCUCGGAUUCGAAGCCUCUAAACACCUUGUCAAUCUCGGCGCAAAGAAGGUCAUCCUCGCCGUACGCAGCGUCCCCUCCGGCGAAGCUGCCAAGAAGAAAAUCGACGAGGCUACUGGCAAAGCCACUGUUGCGGAGGUCUGGGCUCUCGACCUGAGCAGCUAUGAGUCCGUCAAGGACUUUGCUAAGCGUGCCACUACCGAGCUUGACCGCAUUGAUGCUGUGAUUGAGAAUGCGGCUGUUGCUACAGGUGAACAGAAGACCGCGGAAGGAUAUCAUAUUGGUCUCACAGUUAAUGUGUUGAGUACCUUUCUGUUGGCUGUGUUGCUAUUGCCUAAGCUGAAAGAGUCUGCGGAGAAAUAUGGGACCCUGCCGCGUCUGUCGAUUGUGACAUCGGGUGUCGGGUUCGAUGUGCGUCAGGUCUGGGAAAUGGUGAAAGAGGACCCGUUUGUGAGAGCGUCUGGGCUCCCUGCUGAGCAAUUGAUGGCCACGUACCCCCUGUCCAAGCUUAUGGAUACUUUCGCCGUUCGUGAGCUAGCAGCGCAGCUCCCUCUAGACCAAGGAAAGGUAGUCAUCAAUGCUGUUUGUCCUGGCCUUUGCAAGACCGAGCUUGUCCGCAAUGCUCCACCUCCCCAGAAGGAAUCAAUCAUCAACCUACAUACACAGUUUGGUCGGACUGCAGAAGACGGAAGCCGCACUCUUCUCGCCGGCGCUAACUUAGGAAAGGACAGUCAUGGAGGCUACACUUCCAGUUGUGAACUCAGAAAUGACAAAGUUCCUGAUUGGGCGAAGGACGAGGAGGCGCAGAAGUGGCAGAAGAACCUGUGGGACCUCAUUGUUAAGGAAAUCGAUGCCACCGCACCCGGUGCAGUGGAAAAGGCAUUCGGGAAAUAAGUUUCACAUGGCGAAUUAGUUGU